AUGUCGACGUCCUCUGCGGCUCCCGAGUCGUGGAUCUCGAGCUUUUGCUCGCUGAUAGGGCAUGAGUAUUUCGCUGAGGUGUCGGAGGAGUUCAUCGAAGAUGACUUCAACCUCACUGGCCUGCAAACCCAGGUGGCCAUGUAUAAGGAGGCUCUCGAGAUGAUUCUCGAUGUUGAGCCCGAAGAUGACGAGGAUGAGGAUGAGGAAGAAGAAGAGGAAGACGACGAGACGUUCCUCGGAGAAGCCGGCGAGCGUGUCGGGGGACGAGAGAGGCGGCAACAUAGCAGGAUGGCGAGCGACCUGUCCGUCAUAGAAUCGUCGGCCGAGAUGCUGUACGGCCUGAUCCACCAACGCUUCAUCUGCUCGCGGGCGGGGAUCCAACAGAUGAGCGAAAAGUACGAGCUGGGCCACUUUGGCACCUGCCCCCGGACUAACUGCGAGCAGGCCCGCACUUUACCCGUGGGCCUGUCCGACAUCCCGGGAGAGGAUACGGUUAAGCUUUUCUGCCCCUCGUGCCUGGACGUCUACGUACCGCCCAACAGCCGCUUCCAGACAGUCGACGGCGCCUUCUUCGGCCGAACCUUUGGCGCCCUCUUCCUCCUCACCUUCCCUGACUACGACCUGACCAAGCGUGGAACCGAGGUGCUCCAGCAUGUCGCCUCGCGCAUCCACGGCGAAGCCACUGUCCUCAACGGCUUCUACGCAAAGAACAUUGCCCCCGGCCUCGGCCCGGGCCGCAUAUACGAGCCCAAGGUCUACGGAUUCCGCGUCUCGGAGCGCGCUCGCUCUGGCCCCCGCAUGCAGUGGCUCCGCGACCGCCCGGAUAACAUCUCGGAGCUAGACGAGGCUCGGCUGUACGCCGAGCAGGGUCUCGAGACCGAGGAUGAGGGCGACACCGCCAACACCAACGGCAGCAGGGCCGGGGUCUCAGCGUCCUCGACACGCCGACGAGUCAGGGGGGACGCCCGCCUCCGUCAACGUCAACGGCACAAUGGCAGCCCAAUGGCCUUGUCCGCCAACGGCGCCGAGUCGGAGCUGUAG
This is a messenger RNA of Geosmithia morbida, 1041 nucleotides long. Its product is annotated as casein kinase II subunit beta. The transcript has 2 exons. NCBI's taxonomy places the organism in Eukaryota, Fungi, Ascomycota, Sordariomycetes, Hypocreales, Bionectriaceae. The record is from RefSeq and is a predicted model, not a curated record. Bases 1 to 1041 code for a protein of 346 amino acids. Gene Ontology annotation, molecular function: protein kinase regulator activity. Gene Ontology annotation, cellular component: cytoplasm; protein kinase CK2 complex.